Messenger RNA from Triplophysa rosa, 2300 nucleotides. RefSeq lists its product as uncharacterized. The record is from RefSeq and is a predicted model, not a curated record. Lineage: Eukaryota; Metazoa; Chordata; Actinopteri; Cypriniformes; Nemacheilidae. The transcript is spliced from 3 exons. Bases 1008 to 1814 code for a protein of 268 amino acids.
AGCUAACAUAAUAUAUUAAUUGCGAAAGUAAACUAAGAAAUAAAUGUUUGAUGUGAGCAUCCUUUUUGUUGAGACUGGAGACCACAUGCCACAGUUCACUCAAUACCCCACCAGAAACCUUAACUGCCCCGAUGGCAUCAUCUCAGGUGUCUGACUCGUUUGGUUAAUAUGAACAGAUGAUUAUCUACAUUCUUUGUUAUCAAUCUUAAACUUUUCAUUUAUUUAUUCAGGCUAUUUGUCUAUAGUGAUUAUAGUAUUUGGCCAAACUGAUGGCAACUAUGAUAGAAAUAUGGAUAUUCAUAUUCAGGUACUGUUAUGUUUACAUCUCUUACCUAUUUACUGUAUAUAAUUACAAGAGGAUGUUAAAUAUCAAGGUUGUUUUAAAUCAAGCAAUGAAAUAAAUGGCAAGCUGUCAUUUCAGAUGCCUUUUCUAUAUUGAUUCUAUAUUGAGUCAAUACCCUAACAGAGCAAGGUGCAUAUGCACAAUUUUUUUCCGAAUUCCAUAAUUGCAUUGAAAGUUUGUCCAGCAAACUUUAUUUAGUUGUGUGUAGCCUAAUAUGUCUAAGGUUGAUGAAUUAUUAAUAUGAAGUGUAGGAUUACAAGCGUACCGUUGCUAUGGCUGAGUAAGAAACCUACCAUGACUUCUUUUUGCGGAUGGUCAUCUCUUUUAAUAUUGUCUUCAGUCUCAAAAUAGGGAGUUCAGGACCAUGGAUAAGAUCAGCCAACAAUACUCUUACCUGGUUCGAGCGGUAUUAACCAAGAUAUGAAGUAAGUUUUCGUGUGUGGAAAAGUUUUAAAACUUUAAAGUCAAGGGACGUAAAGUCCGUUGACUACAAAACCAGUUGAUUGACAUAAAAUGUUACUCGUUAGUUUUUAAAUUAUGUUUUUAUAAAUCUGGAUCAAAAGCAAAAUGGUGAUAGAUCCCUCAUGGGGUUUGAACCGACAUAUUAUCAGAUUUCAGUCCAGAUAUUUAACCGCUGGGCCACACCAUCCCGUCACCAAGUGUAAUGUUUAAGAAAAUCAACGCAGCUUUCCGUCCGAACCAUGGACAUCGCUUCCGGGACGGGUUCCGGCCCAAGGAUGACUACCAUAGCGCUUGCACGGUGAAACUGGACCGCAGCACGUCGAUGCUCGUGGUCGGGGAGAGCACUCGCGCGCAGCAGGACUCCACGCUGAAGCGCAGCGUGAGCUCCGUGAGCGUCGAGUCCAGUAUGGCCCUGUAUUACUACCAGAGCCGAGAGGAUCGAGUAUGGCUCUAUUCCCAGAACCAGAACUGUUUGGAGUAUUUACAGGAACUGGUAGCGCUCAGGCGUCAAUACACCAAAAGUAUCAUCGACCUGAAGAAUAACGAACGGAAAGAGAGCGCGUCCCGCAAGAAGAAACCCGCACCUCCGCCACCGCAGAAAAGAGUUGUACAGACUUCACGGCCUGAACCUUCUGCUCCCCCAAUCCCGAAUGAGGUAGACACACUUCAGUUCUUUGAUGCAGUGAUUGCAAGCUGUGACCUAGAACCCAAUCGAAAACCCCAUGUGGACAACGGCCACGCAGAUGUGGACUUCAUAGUGGCAACCAGUACCAGUGAGCAUGACCUUCACUCUAACUGGGUGCUUCGGGACCCUCGUCGAAUCUCCAUGACAGAAUCACAGUUAAAGUCUUCAGAUAUCAGCCCUGGGCAGACAGCCCAGCAGAAAGGAGACAUGGGAAGCACAGGUAGUAGGAGACGCUUGCAACGAAACCCUAUCCACCUGCCAAAAGUGGUAGAGAGCGCCUUUCAGACUUUGCGCUUUAAACCAAAGGUAAAGAAGAAAGACUAGCUGAAGAGCACACUGGAAGAACACCAUUGCAUUCCACUUUUAGUGCCCAAACAGGUUGGACCCAAUAGAAGACACCUGGGUAGACUACAUUAAUAAAGCAGUUACUCAAAGCUGUUGUGAAACAGGCGUAGGCAGUGAUGUGAUGUCAGUGUUUUAAAGCUUACUCACUGCCACAGCUUCAUAAAUUAUCCAAUACAUCCGAUCCUUAUUCAAUUGCUCUCAAUAACAAACUCUUAAAGACAUCACCAGAGCAUAACCACUCUGCUUCAUCCUUUGCACUGAUGCCAUCCAGGCUGGGCAACUGGAAUUUCCUCAUCACAAAUAAAAUGACUUCUUUUUGUAUAGUGCAUGACACAUGACCGAUUCAACUUAUUCAGUACAUUUGUUGAAUAGUUAAUACGGUGAAGUGAGUGCUCAAUCUUGUGUUAACUAGCAAUACCUUUAAGUUUGUAUUAGUACGUUUUUUUUUUACAUUAAAAUGUAUAA